GGUUUGGUUUCCCCGCCCCUCCGUGGCUGAAGCUGUCGGGGCCGGGCCGUGGCGGCCGAGGGGUGGCGGGGGGCAGGGCGUGGUCAGGUGAGGUGAGUGCACCAGCAGGGCUCCCCGGAGCCAUGGCCUGCUCCAUUGUCCAGUUCUGCUACUUCCAGGACCUCCAGGCCGCCCGCGACUUCCUCUUCCCUCACCUGCGGGAGGAGACCCCCAUCGGCGCCCUGCGGAGGGACCCCAGUAAAUCAGCGAACUGGGAGGACGAUGGCUGGGGAGCGUGGGAGGAGACUGAGCCCCAGGAACCUGAAGAAGAAGGAAAUACUUGCAAGACACAGAAAACUUCCUGGCUUCAAGACUGUGUUUUAUCCUUAUCUCCAACCAAUGAUCUCAUGGUUAUAGCCCGGGAGCAAAAAGCUGUAUUUCUAGUGCCAAAAUGGAAAUAUGGUGAUAAAGGGAAGGAAGAAAUGCAGUUUGCUGUUGGUUGGAGUGGCUCUUUACACGUUGAAGAAGGGGAGUGUGUGACCAGCGCUCUGUGCAUCCCCCUGGCCAGCCAGAAGAGGAGUUCCACCGGGCGCCCCGACUGGACCUGCACCGUGCUGGGCUUCACCUCCGGCUCCGUGCGCUUCUACACGGAGAACGGCGUGCUCCUGCUCGCGCAGCUGCUGAACGAGGACCCGGUGCUGCAGCUGAAGUGCAGGACCUACGAGAUCCCCCGGCACCCCGGCGUGACCGAGCAGAAUGAAGAGCUGAGCAUCUUAUAUCCAGCUGCCAUUGUGACCAUCGACGGGUUUAGCCUCUUUCAGUCUCUCCGUGCUUGUCGAAACCAAGUAGCAAAAGCUGCAGCGUCAGGCAAUGAGAACAUACAGCCACCACCGUUAGCUUAUAAGAAGUGGGGUCUACAAGAUAUUGACACUAUUGUUGAUCACGUUAGUAUUGGCAUUAUGACGCUGUCCCCUUUCGACCAGAUGAAGACGGCCUCCAACAUAGGCGGGUUCAACGCGGCCAUUAAAAACAGCCCACCCGCCAUGUCUCAGUACAUCACCGUGGGGUCCAACCCGUUCACCGGCUUCUUCUACGCUUUGGAGGGGAGCACGCAGCCGCUGCUGUCCCACGUGGCUCUGGCCGUCGCCAGCAAGCUCACUUCCGCCUUGUUUAACGCCGCCAGUGGUUGGCUUGGCUGGAAGAGCAGGCACGAGGAAGAAGCUGCCCCAAAGCAGAAGCCGAAGGUGGAACCCGCCACCCCGUUGGCUGUCAGGUUUGGGCUCCCAGACUCGAGACGCCACGGCGAGAGCAUAUGUGUGUCCCCGUGCAACACGCUGGCGGCAGUGACGGACGAUUUCGGCAGAGUCGUUUUGUUGGAUGUGGCCCGGGGCAUCGCCACACGCAUGUGGAAAGGGUAUCGGGACGCCCAGAUUGGCUGGAUCCAGAUUGUAGAGGACCUCCACGAAAGAGUCCCCGAAAAGGUGGAUUCGUCCCCCUUUGGAAAUGCCCAGGGUCCCAGCCGAGUAGCUCAGUUCCUGGUGAUCUACGCCCCGAGGCGGGGCAUUCUGGAGGUGUGGAGCACGCAGCAGGGGCCCCGCGUGGGGGCCUUCAACGUGGGGAAGCACUGCCGGCUUCUGUAUCCCGGCUACAAGAUCAUGGGCUUAAAUAACGUCACCAGUCAGAGUUGGCAGCCGCAGACGUACCAGAUCUGCCUCGUCGACCCCGUGUCCGCGAGUGUGAAGACAGUUACCGUCCCCUUCCACCUGGCGCUGAGCGACAAGAAGAGCGAGCGUGCCAAGGACAUGCACCUAGUGAAGAAGCUGGCGGAGCUGCUGAAGACCAAGUCUCCCAGCCUCGAUGUGGUGGAAAGAGAAAUAAAGGAAGUAAUUCUUGACAUUAAGUACCCCGCAACCAAAAAGCAGGCUCUGGAAAGCAUUCUGGCGAGUGAGCGCUUACCGUUCUCCUGCCUGAGAGACGUCACCCAGACUCUUGUGGACACUUUGAAAAAUCAAGAACUGGAGUCUGUUGACGAGGGGCUGCUCCAGUUCUGUGCCAACAAACUGAAACUGCUCCAUCUCUACGAGUCUGUCCGCCAGUUAAAUUCCCUGGGUUUUCACUCGGACGCACCCUUCUCUGACCACGACCUGGCUGUCUUACUGAGGCUUGACGAGAACGAGCUCCUCAAGCUGCAGGCGUUGUUGGGGAAGUACAAGCGGGAGACCGCCAGGACUGCGGUGCGGUUUUCCGACGCGGACGACGGCGUGUGGCCCGUGAAGACGUUCCUGGAACACCUGGAGUGUGAGAAGGACACGGUCAGCGUGAAGAAGAUGAGCGAAGAGGAGUACGUGGCCUUAGGCAGUUUCUUCUUUUGGAAGUGUCUGCAAGGCGACAGCCCCCCAGAGGACCUGUGUCACACGUUGGAGUCGGCUGGACUGAGCCCCCAGCUGCUGUUGUCGCUGCUCCUGAGUGUCUGGCUUUCCAAGGAGAAGGACGUUCUGGAGAAGCCUCAGUGUGUCUGCUACCUUCACGCGAUGCUGUCCCUCCUGAGCAGGAUGAAAGUGGCCAUGGACGACUCGUGGGACUCCCAGUCGGUGUCCCCGUGGUGGCAGCAGAUGCGCACGGCGUGCGUCCAGUCCGAGAACAACGGGGCCGCGCUGCUCUCCGCACACGUGGGGCACUCCGUCGCUGCGCAGCUGUCCAACGGCGGUGCCGAGAGGAAGCUUUCCCAGGCGGCGGCGGGCGCGGACGCCGAGGCCCUCACGGACUCCUGGGAGGCCCUCUCCCUGGACACCGAGUACUGGAAGCUGCUGCUCAAGCAGCUGGAGGACUGCCUGGUGCUGCAGACGCUGCUGCACGGCAGGGCCGGCCCGCGCGCCUGCCGGGCGCCGGCGCUGCCCGCCGAGCCGCUGCCCAGGCUCUCCGUCAGGAAGCUGCUCGAGGGAGGCAGAGGUGGCAUUGCAGACAGCGUGGCCAAGUGGGUGUUUAAACAGGACUUGAGUCCCGAAGUGUUAACACGGGCAAGCAGAGAGAGAGACGCAGAAAACCUGGACGAACCCACAGAAGGCACUCACAGGGGCUCGCUGGAGGUGUCAGCAGCGGACGUGGACUUGGGAGCCAUCCCAGACCUGCUGCGGGCCGCCUACGAGCAGUUCCCGUGCAGCCUGGAGCCGGACACGCUGCACGCGCACUGCUGCUGGGAGUGCGUGGUCCAGUGGAACAAGGACCCGGAGGAAGCACGUUUCUUCGUGAGGUCUAUAGAGCACCUGCAGCGCAUCGGCAACGCGCAUGUUCAGCACGGCGUCGCGCUGAUGAUGUGGAACACCUUCUUGGUCAAGAGGUUCUCUGCGGCUACGUACUUGAUGGAGAAGGUUGGAAAAUCACCCAAGGACAGGUUGUGCCGAAGGGACGUGGGCAUGAGCGACACGGCGCUGACCUCCUUCCUCGGCUCCUGCCUGGAUCUCCUGCAGACGCUGAUGGAGGCAGACGUGAGCAGGGACGAGAUGCAGGCGCCCGUCCUGGACACCGAGGACGCUUGGCUCGCCGCCGAGGGCCCGGUCUCGAUCGUGGAGCUGGCCCUGGAGCAGAAGCACGUGCACUACCCGCUGGUGGAGCACCACUCCGUCCUCUGCUCCAUCCUGUACGCGGUGAUGAGGUUUGCUCUGAAGGCUGUGAAGCCACUGUCGCUUUUUGACAGCAAGGGGAAAAAUGCGUUUUUCAAAGACCUAACUUCAAUACAGUUACUGCCUAGUGGAGAAAUGGAUCCCAACUUUAUUUCUGUACGACAGCAGUUCCUGCUGAAGGUCGUCAGUGCGGCCGUGGAGGCUCAGCACGCGGGUGCGAAGGACAGAGGCGCCUCAGAGGAGGCACCAGCCACUCCUUCUGGGAAAGACCAAGACUGGCCCGCCCUGGCCGUGGCCUUGGCCCAGCACCUUCAAGUCAGUGAGGACGUCGUGAGAAGGCACCACGUGGAAGAGCUCUACAACUAUGGGGCCGACCACCUGGGCGAAGAGGCCAUCCUCCAGGUCCAGGACAAGGAGGUCAUGGCCUCCCAGCUGCUCAUGGUGACGGGGCAGAGGCUGGCGCACGCGCUGCUCCGCGCGCAGACCAGAGAGGGCAUGGAGCUGCUGGCCCGGCUGCCGCCCACGCUCUGCACGUGGCUGAAGGCGAUGGACCCCCAGGAUCUUCCGAACACGGAGGUGCCCAUUGCAACAACAGCCAGACUGGUCCACAAAGUCAUCGAGCUUCUGCCCGAAAACCACGGGCAGUACAGUUUAGCCUUACACCUCGUCGAGGCCGUGGAAGCCAUACCCUUCGCCCCCCUCGGGCCCCGCCUAUGACCCCGCCCCCCCGUGGGCCUGGCACACCGGUCAGCGCGUGGUGGUCACACAGCGGCGGCUGGGCUUCAUGGAGGGGGAUGCCUUUCUGUUCCUUUUGUAAAAUGAAUUAAAAAAAAAUAUAUAUAUAUAACUUUUAAAACAUACAGUCCUGGUUAAAUUCCACUCCUUUGGUAAAAUAUAAACAGAUAUCAAUUAUACUAUUAACUAGUCAUACAGAUGUUUUACUGUCCAUUUCUAACUCAAACACUUAAGUAGCUUUAUUGUUGAAUUUUGCUAUUUAAAAUUGGUUAUGAUUUACGGAUUACAUUCUUGUUAUCAGAUUCUAUAUUUCCUACUCAAGUGUUACUGUUCUAAGGAAGUUUCAGUGUGGUCCUGUAAACACAGUCCCAUCAGUCACGUCAGAGGAACACCCCACUCCCCUGGCACAACAGUCAGGAAGAGGCUUCUCCCGGCCCGCCCCCUCCCCUGCCGGACGGCCCCCCGGAGUGCUGGGGGCUGGCGGGUCCUUCCCCAGAGGGUGUUCGGCUGCCGUCAGAGGACAGUGACCUUGUGAAGGAACAUGCUCAAGAUCACCAGGCCUCAGAAGGGACGUGCACUAGGACCCUGGACCUGGUUCCCGAGCACCUGUCUGUACUUGCCAAAACUGUGAAUCUGAGGUGCAGGCGACACACCCAAAUCAGUUAUAACACAAGGUAAGACUUGUUUCCUGCCAAGGCUCAAAGCUGUAUCCACAUCAGGUAAUGAACUGUAAAAAUGUAUUAUCUUGUAAAACUUAUGUUUUAAAAAAAGGAGCAAAGAUGCUAAAAGUUUAAGUCUAACUUUACUUUUCCUACAAGCGUUUCGAAACGUCUGCUUCUGAGACUUGGCAGGGUCGCGUCUGUGCUCGUGGGAGCAGCCCGACCAAACCUGCCCACAGCCCGGUGGUGAGGGCGGGCUGCAGCCGCUGUCACAGCCCAGGGCGCCUAGAGCGGUCCGCGUGCUGGACGGUGAUUCGAUUAAACCCGAACUAACCAGGACUCUGCAAAGUGCUCUGAGCUCCACAGAUACCAACUACUCACUACGCCCAUCUGUGGAAUGCACCCACGCAGUGCAGUUACUGCCACCUGUCCAGGACGGCAGGUGUCUCUCCUUGGGACACAGAAGCCAGUGUCUGCGACCCCUCAGGAGAAGCCGACUCCAGCAGUCGUACAGAGUUGAGGAGACAGACAGGAAAAAAUGAGGAGAUCCCAGUGUAAAUUCUUUUUAGCUAAAAGGUCACAUCCGAAUAAGGACUUCCCUGUCUAAAACCGAGUUGCUGUUUAGCAUAAAAUAAACGUGUAGGAUGUCCUGGGUCUUUGGGCUGCGGGCCCGUAUGUCCUGCGGAGGCAAACACAGCGCAGGGCCCGCUGCCAGGCCUCCGCCCCGAGCCACUGCCCCGGGUCCCCCCCCCCCACCCCCAGAGACGCUCGUGUGGUUUUCUGUGAACGUAUUUGGCUUCAGACAGUCACUCGCCACAGACAUUCUAAAAGGUUGGUUCUUUCUGUGAUUUUUCUCCUCACUCUGAAAGUAAUUAUAAAUUUUGGACGGUGGUUCAAAAGCAUGGAAGUAUAGGCAUUUUUAAAGAUUAAAUCCUACUUUGAUUCCAUGUCAUUUUGGGGGGUACCUAAUCAGUGUUUUAGCUAAUAAAACUGGUUUCAUGCACAAUCAGAUCUGAGGAUUGUGGAGAGUAAGCGGACACAGGGCAGAGAACUGGGACAAGUCCCUGAGUCUCCAUUGAGCAGAUCGGUAAUCCUAAAAAGUUUACCACUCAUUCAAUUUUAAAUUUGAAUUCUGAGUCUUAGGAUUAAGAAACAGCUAAAUAUUUUACUAUUCCACUAAGGGCUUUAACACAUAACCCUAGAAAUCCAGCAGAAGGCACGUAAGCAGCUCUGUGCAGGCAGACCUGACCGUACUGCACGCCGGAUGCAAGUGUUUACACACGGAAGGCAAGGCCAUCAGUGGAAUGAUGGAGACCAACCUCAGUGGGCCCCCUCGCUCUGCUGCGGGGGUCUGCCCGCCUGUGGCCUGUAACAAGGAAGGGCCGCAGGUGCGGGGGUCAGAUGUGAUGUCCAGUGGCUCGUUCUGAAACAAAGGGCCUGCUUGCCACCCUUUGCUGCAGCUGCUGCUGGGAGGCCAGCCACCAGGAGUGAGUCCCCAGAUCCGCACCCCACCCCCCACCCCCGUCCCUCACUGGCAGCGGAGAGGCGUGGGCCGCCCCUUACACGCCGCUGUCUAAUGCGGAACGCAGACAAGUGUCCCACAGUUGUAACCGCCACGUCACAGGCUGGGCUCAGUCGUGGACUCCCACGCGUCAGCACAAAUGCAGAUGAAGGGGAACAGCGCCAGGCUUCUGAACGCUUCCUGCCUUUUCACAGAGAAAAGUAAAUGGAGAAAAGUCUUAUUUCACCUCAGUUACAAAAAUUCAUCUUAGGUCACAGUAAACAAUGUUACAUUUUAAAUUGCAUUCUUUAAGGAAAAGUGAUUACUUGCAAUUUAAAAUCUCAGAAAUCUCAGACUUAAUACUAAGCUUACAUGGAUUGUAACAUUCAGUUAGCAGUUGCUGUGAUUCAUUUAAUUUUUAAGAGAGAAGCACUUCUAAAGUGCCGACAGCAACAGGGAAAAAGCCCUCUCACCCCGGCAGGAACGGAUUUGUCGGACUUAUAAAAGUUUGAUUUCUGCUGAGGAGAAUUAGCUAUCCCUAGAGAGAUUUUCAUCCAAUACCAAGUUGUUUAUAAAUCCUCUAUUACCUAAUGUAAUGUACUGUAAGUAGUGAAAUUCUGUAUAUACUGUUGUUCUGUGUCUGUUCAUUGUUGUGAAUUUAUGUAUAUUAGUGAAAUAAAUUUUCAGCUUUCA
Phyllostomus hastatus (greater spear-nosed bat) is the source of this 7187-nucleotide messenger RNA. RefSeq names its product RAB3 GTPase activating non-catalytic protein subunit 2 (gene RAB3GAP2). Gene Ontology annotation, biological process: regulation of GTPase activity. Lineage: Eukaryota; Metazoa; Chordata; Mammalia; Chiroptera; Phyllostomidae. Bases 123 to 4316 code for a protein of 1397 amino acids. The record is from RefSeq and is a predicted model, not a curated record. The transcript is spliced from 35 exons.